Messenger RNA from Acytostelium subglobosum LB1, 2055 nucleotides. RefSeq lists its product as hypothetical. Gene Ontology annotation, biological process: post-transcriptional regulation of gene expression. The record is from RefSeq and is a predicted model, not a curated record. Gene Ontology annotation, cellular component: cytoplasm. Lineage: Eukaryota; Evosea; Eumycetozoa; Acytosteliales; Acytosteliaceae. The transcript is spliced from 4 exons. Gene Ontology annotation, molecular function: mRNA binding. The annotation marks the transcript as partial.
AUGAUCUAUAACCUAACCUCAUCAUCAUCAUCAUCAAACAAUGCUUUUACCACAUUGGACAACAUAUUCUUCUCUAGAAGUAUGGCAGAGGUACUCAACUCUGAGGGACUGCAAGGAAUCGAGUCGAGCAACAGCAGUGAGAAUGGUUCACCUCCUUUCUGCGAGGCAAAAAAGAAGAAAUAUGUUUACUCUCCAGAUUACAUUAGGGAGAUUGGUCGGUCGUCAUCUGAUCAACUUCAACAACCAUCCCAACAACAUUCUGAACUGACCAACAUAAUCUACAAGUUGAGGGAUUUGAUAAUGAGCUCCAACGAUGAUUCUGUAAUCCAAUCAAUGAAGAACAUUCUAACAGAGAGCCAAAGUGGGAGGAUUUUCUUAGUUGAUGUUGCCUUAGGAGAGACCAAUCUCUCAUCACUGUCAAACAGCUUUGAUCGUUGGCCAACCACGGCAUCAUCCUAUUUCCAAGUCUCUUCGCCAAUCGUAUCCACAAUCAGUGGCCAAUUGCCACCAAUCCGAUCUUCCUCUCCAAGGAAGAUUGAUACAGUUCUCACUCCAAUCCCAGUUGUUCCACUGUCCCAACAACUACCACAACAACAACAACAACAAGCAGCAUUCAGAUCACCAAGAAAGCAAUUAUCACAAAGUAGCCUCAAUCUGAGCUACGCGUCAGCCUCUACAACGCCCACCACAACCACACCAACCAUUGGAACUCCAACAAUUUCACCCAAUACUUCUUCAUCCUCCAUUGAUACACAAACAACUUCAAACAAUGGAAUGAUCAAGAAAUCACCAUCAAUGUCCACAAUUCCCAAGUCAAACAUCAGCGAGUUCAUAUCAAAUGACUCAUUGAAAGAGUUUGGCAACAAAUCAAAAUCGAAUGCAAAGGCAUGGUCAUCUAAUGUGUCUGCAAACAAUAUCUUUGGCUUCGGAAAUAGUGUCAGCAGUGGAGGCACCUCUUCUCUUGGUGGUGGCGUUGAGGAGCAAUCACUCAGGAAGAGCUCAUCAAACUAUGACCUUAGUGCCCCAAGGAAGUCAAUGACAAAGUCGUUCUCUAUGACUUCAAUCUCUGCUUCGGAUUCCUCUGCUCUGAGCUUAAAAGAGGUGCCUCUCGAUGGUCUUGCUGGCCAGGUGUACAGCCUCACCAAGUACCAGGCCGGAUGCCGAUUCCUUCAGAAGAAGCUCGAGGAGAACCCAACUCCAGAGUACGUCUCAUUCAUUUUCAACGAGAUCUACGACCACUUGUCAGAGGUCAUGGUGGAUCCCUACGGUCAAUAUCUCAUCCCCCAACUGAUGAAACACUGUGACGACGAUCAGAAGAGACUCAUCAUUGAGUGUAUCGCUCUAGAUGUUGAGCGAUAUGCUUGUCAUAGAUACGGCAUACAUGGCGUUCAAAAAGUGAUUCAAUCCACUCCGCUCAAUCUCAUCAAGGUGGUCACCGAAUCAAUGCGUUACAAGGUGGUGGUCCUUUCAAACAAUGCCAAUGGAAACUAUCUCAUCCAGUCAUUCCUCAAGCAGUUCACACCAGAGAUCAAUCAAUUCAUUUGUGAUGGUGUCAUUGAAAAUAUGGUUGCAAUCAGCACAAACAAAUAUGGUUGCACAGUCGUCAAUCGUUGUCUCGAGCAUGCUAACCAACAGCAACAAGAUACACUGAUUGACUCAAUCCUUGGCCACUCGCUUCACCUUGUCCAAGACCCAUUUGGCAACUAUGUCGUUCAGCACCUUUUAUCCAACAACAAGUCUUAUUCUUCACAACUGCUCAAGAGACUCAACGGCCACAUUGUUGGACUCUCAGUACAGAAGUUUAGCUCUAAUGUAAUUGAGAAAUGGUUGCUCCAAUCCGACCCAUCAGUUGUAGAGCAAGUUAUAUCCGAGCUCGAGAGGGAUUUGCCUAACGUCCUCCAGGACAAGUAUGCCAACUACGUAAUCAAGACCUGUCUGGAUGUAGCCUCUCCAGAUCAAUUUGCAAGAUUGGCGAGUGCUAUAGUUCCCCACAUUCACAAUAUCAAGACACCUUACAUUCUGGGUAUUCAAAAGAAAAUCCUUGGAACUAUCGCU